Messenger RNA from Dissoconium aciculare CBS 342.82, 778 nucleotides. RefSeq lists its product as uncharacterized. The transcript has a single exon. The record is from RefSeq and is a predicted model, not a curated record. NCBI's taxonomy places the organism in Eukaryota, Fungi, Ascomycota, Dothideomycetes, Mycosphaerellales, Dissoconiaceae. The coding region runs from base 147 to 674 and encodes 175 amino acids.
CAUGUCUGAAAUAAUGAUCAGCGCUCUCCCUCUCUCCCUCACCAUAUCUCCCGGGCGGAACAUCUCCAAGACGAGUCUGCCCUAAUGAAUCUGCCGACAUUCCAGGUCCUCCUCCUCAUGAACGGUCUAUAAUUAUUACACCCAGUAUGCUUCCUAGAACGCACUCCCUGACUGGGUCCAGCCAACACACACAUCGUGUCUCCGCGCGCGCGCACGCAUGCUCUGUUCCAUCGACACGGAACCCUCUCCCGUCAUGCCCUGACCCACGACGACAACGGAAAGCGUUGAUGGCGCAGCCUUUCCUCCCCCAUCGCGAGACGUCGGUUUUCCCGGGGCCCGACCAUGCACUCUUUCUCUCUCUCUCUCUCUCUUCGCCUUCCAUGGCCAUGACGGGAUCCCUGAAACCACUGGUUCUCGCGUGUGCAGCUGGCAAGGCCAAUCCCUGCGCGUGCCCGAAUCCACACAGGACGAGAAAGGGAACCGCCCGCCUUGGGAUGGGAUGGGAUAAUGGCCCAGGACGCCAUUUUAAAAUAAAAAAAGAAUCUUCCGGGUUGAGCUUCCCACGGCAGGGAAUGGAAGAUUCCGCACAGCCCCCGAUUUGGCGCCAUGCGCCUGGGAGGGAGGAUCGAUCCCGCGAAGAGCAUCCCCUCCCUCUCCGGGUCGUCUAUUUUUGAGUGAUCAUGUUUUUGGUUUGGUCGUUUUCUCUUCCUUCCUUCAAGGCACGAAAACUCGUGGAUUUAUUCGAGAAGUUCUGGGGAGGAAAAUCCACCCUUUCCCC